This is a messenger RNA of Haemonchus placei, 354 nucleotides long. Lineage: Eukaryota; Metazoa; Nematoda; Chromadorea; Rhabditida; Trichostrongylidae. The record is from the annotation of a GenBank genome assembly.
AUGGGAACGGGGGGAAUGGUAGCAAUGGGAGGAAUGGGGAUACUGGAGGAACUUUGGGAACUGCUGGGACUUGAGGGACUGCUGGGACUGCGAGGGUUAGGAGGGCUAUUGGAACCAGCUCCAAAAGUUAAAGGCAAAGGUCAUGACACUAUUAUGCUACUAUUUGCUUCGUCUCCUUCGAUUCGUGCACUUCCACCACCGGCACCGCUACAACUUCCGCCACCAGCACCACAACUGCCUCCACCACUAAGACUUCCACGUUCACCCAUAUCACGACCACUACCACAAGUUAUUGUGCAUUCAGAGCCGAUGAAAAAAGGCUAUAGUGGUGAGUUUAACCUGAUUUUUUCUUAA